Vitis riparia (riverbank grape) is the source of this 992-nucleotide messenger RNA. RefSeq names its product putative disease resistance protein RGA4. Gene Ontology annotation, molecular function: ADP binding. Gene Ontology annotation, biological process: defense response to other organism. The record is from RefSeq and is a predicted model, not a curated record. The transcript has a single exon. Bases 19 to 954 code for a protein of 311 amino acids. NCBI's taxonomy places the organism in Eukaryota, Viridiplantae, Streptophyta, Magnoliopsida, Vitales, Vitaceae.
UGUUGUCCCAUCGUUGGUAUGGGUGGGUUGGGUAAAACCACAUUGGCUAGAUUUGCUUAUAACGAUGAUGCGGUGGUGAAGCAUUUUAGUCCAAGAGCAUGGGUUUGUGUGUCUGAUGAGUUUGAUGUGGUGAAAAUAACGAAGGCUAUUCUCGGCGCCAUCUCUCAACAGAGCAACGAUUCCAACGAUUUCAAUAAACUCCAAGUUGAAUUAAGCCAAUCAUUAGCUGGAAAAAGGUUUUUGCUUGUCCUGGAUGAUGUUUGGAACAGGAACUAUGAAGAUUGGAAUAACUUGCGAUCCCCUUUCAGGGGAGGGGCUAAAGGAAGUAAAGUCAUAGUAACCACACGCAAUAAACAAGUGGCAUUAAUGAUGGAACCAUCUGAUAACUACCACCACUCUCUUGAGCCUUUAUCAGACGAUGACUGCUGGUCAAUAUUUGUACAACAUGCAUUUGAAAACAGAGACAUCCAAAAACAUCCCAAUUUAAAAUCAAUAGGCAAGAAGAUUGUGGAAAAGUGCGAUGGUUUGCCGUUACCAGCAAAGGUGCUUGGUGGUCUCUUACGCUCCAAACAGCGAGACGAUGAAUGGGAGCAUAUAUUGAAUAGCAAAAUUUGGAGUUUAUCAGAUACCGAAUGUGACAUCAUUCCUGCAUUACGGUUGAGUUAUCAUCUUCCAGCGCAACUAAAAAGAUGCUUUGUUUAUUGCGCAACAUUUCCUCAAGACUACGAAUUUAAGGAAACUGAGCUAAUCUUGUUAUGGAUGGCGGAGGGAUUAAUUCAACCAUUGGAAGGAAAUAAGCAAAUGGAAGAUUUAGGUGGUGAGUACUUUCGUGAAUUGGUGUCAAGGUCAUUUUUCCAACAGUCUGGAAAUGGUGGAUCACAAUUUGUCAUGCACGACCUCAUAGGAUCUUGCUCAAUCAGUUGCUGGACAACUAUGUUUCAAUUUGGAGGAUAAGUUGGAGCAUAAUAAGAACCAUACCAUUUCACGAGACA